Molecule: messenger RNA, 1979 nt
Organism: Neogale vison (American mink)
Lineage: Eukaryota; Metazoa; Chordata; Mammalia; Carnivora; Mustelidae
Gene: DNAJC21
Product: DnaJ heat shock protein family (Hsp40) member C21
Exons: 12
Coding region: 63-1661 (532 amino acids)
Cellular component (GO): cytoplasm
Molecular function (GO): nucleic acid binding; zinc ion binding
Source: RefSeq, a predicted model, not a curated record
GCCCGGGCCCGGGCCCCGGCCCCGCCCCGGGCCCCGGCCCCAGCCCCUUGCCCGGCCGGGCGAUGAAGUGUCACUACGAAGCGCUGGGGGUGCGGCGCGACGCCAGCGAGGAGGAGCUCAAGAAGGCCUAUCGGAAGCUGGCCCUGAAAUGGCACCCGGAUAAAAAUCUGGAUAAUGCCGCAGAAGCAGCUGAACAAUUUAAAUUAAUCCAAGCAGCGUAUGAUGUGUUGAGUGACCCUCAGGAACGAGCAUGGUAUGAUAAUCAUAGAGAGGCUCUCCUUAAAGGUGGGCUUGAUGGGGAAUAUCAGGACGACAGCUUAGAUUUGCUUCACUACUUCACUGUGACCUGUUACUCUGGUUAUGGAGAUGAUGAAAAGGGCUUUUAUACAGUUUAUCGUAACGUUUUUGAGAUGAUUGCGAAGGAGGAGCUAGAAUCUGUGUUAGAAGAGGAGAUGGAGGAUUUCCCCACUUUUGGAGACUCCCAGAGCGACUAUGAUACGGUCGUCCAUCCUUUCUAUGCCUAUUGGCAGAGUUUCUGCACUCAGAAGAACUUUGCAUGGAAGGAAGAAUAUGAUACGCGACAAGCUUCAAACCGCUGGGAGAAACGAGCCAUGGAAAAAGAAAACAAAAAGAUUCGCGACAAAGCGAGGAAGGAGAAGAACGAGCUGGUGCGCCAGCUGGUCGCGUUCAUCCGCAAGAGAGACAGGAGAGUGCAGGCGCACCGGAAGCUCGUGGAGGAGCAGAACGCCGAGAAGGCCAGGAAGGCGGAGGAGAUGAGGCGGCAGCAGAAGCUGAAGCAGGCCAAACUGGCCGAGCAGUACAAAGAACAGAGCUGGAUGACUGUAGCCGACCUGGAGAAGGAGCUCAAGGAGAUGGAGGCGCGCUACGAGAAGGAGUUUGGAGAUGGAUCAGAUGAAGAUGAGAUGGAGGAAUCUGAGCUCAAAGAUGGGCACGAUGGCAAAGACAGUGAUGAAGCUGAGGAUGCUGAGCUGUACGACGGCCUUUACUGCCCAGCGUGUGACAAAUCUUUCAAGACAGAAAAGGCCAUGAGGAAUCAUGAAAAAUCAAAAAAGCAUCGGGAAAUGGUUGCCUUGUUAAAACAACAGCUGGAGGAGGAGGAAGAAAAUUUUUCAGGACCUCAAACUGAUGAAAAUCCAUUGAAUGCCAAUUCUGAGGAAGAAAUCGAAGAUGCACCAAAACAAAAGCUUUCUAAAAAACAGAAGAAAAAGAAACAGAAACCAGCACAGAAGUAUGAUGAUAAUUUCAAUGAAAAUGGAACUGGAGAAGAAGUAAAGGUUGAAUCAGAAGAUACCAACUUAAAUCAAGACCGUGCCAAAGAAUUAGACGGGAGUCCCCAAGAAAGUAUCAGUGUCACUGAGACUGUCGAACUCUGUGAUGAUCCAAAAAGUGAAGCUAAGAAUGCUCCUAAACCCAAAGGGAAGAAAGCCAAAGACAUGAAAAAAUCUGUCAAAGUACCUGCUGAACCGCAGACAGUGAGUGAUGUUCUUAUCAGCUGUGCAACCUGCCACAGUGAAUUUCCAUCCCGGAAUAAACUUUUUGACCAUCUGAAAGCCACAGGUCAUGCAAGAGCGCCUGCAUCGUGUUCUUUAAACAGUGUAACGAGUAGUCGAAGCAAGAAAGAGAAACGUAAAAACAGAUAGAAAUCCUGCCAACGUUUUUUUCUUUUUGAUUGUCUCUAGAUUUUGAAACCAAAAACUGAACUGAAGUCAUCUAAAGAGUUAAAAUUUCGGUGAUCUGCAAUUUAUUGCAUUGUGGAAGAUUACUUUUUAUCUUGUAAAAACAUUUUUUUGUUUAAUAUAUAUUUUUUAAACAUUUCAUUAGUGAUUGAAUUCUACUUUGCCAUCUGGAUUGACUUGAAUGUUUCAAAACAGGUACAUAUUGUAAAGUGUGCGUUCUUGACUUCUGUUGGCUCACAUGGACAGAAAUGUACAGGGAGAAUUAAAUUAUUUUAACACACA